Neurospora hispaniola is the source of this 786-nucleotide messenger RNA. Its product is annotated as Endonuclease/exonuclease/phosphatase. The coding region runs from base 1 to 786 and encodes 261 amino acids. The transcript has 2 exons. The record is from RefSeq and is a predicted model, not a curated record. Gene Ontology annotation, molecular function: 3'-5'-RNA exonuclease activity. NCBI's taxonomy places the organism in Eukaryota, Fungi, Ascomycota, Sordariomycetes, Sordariales, Sordariaceae.
AUGACGCUCCGAGAAUCGCCGGCCCCGGGUUCUGCUCAACUCCAUGUCCGAUUUGUGUCGUUCAACAUCCGCUUCGCUACCGAUAAUCCUGUUCCUGGAGAGCAACCAUGGACUGACCGUCGGCCAAGGCUUUGUGCUCAACUCAACUUUCUUACCUCUGGCCAUGACUCAACAUUUCUCUGCCUCCAAGAAGUCCUUUACUCACAGCUUCUUGAUAUCCAGGAUUCUCUCGGCCCGUCGUGGAGCCAUGUUGGCCGGGGCCGAGAAGACGGCAAACUGGCUGGCGAGUUCUCACCCAUCUUUUUCCGAGUGGACGAAUGGGACUGUCAAGACUGGAAGACGUAUUGGCUUUCCGAGACUCCAGAAAGGCCGUCAAUCGGUUGGGAUGCUGUCCUUGAGAGAAUCGUGACCGUCGGAUCAUUCCGCCACAAGACGACAAGCAAAGCGGUCAUUGUUAUGACGCAUCGUGACUCUUAUCCUCCAUUGGUUCUGGGCGGCGACCUCAACAGUACCCCUAUAGACCAGGCAUACAAGACGUUGACCUCACCGGACUCAGGACUGCAAGACACAUCUGCGGUUUUUCCAGAUGAACUAAAGUACGGCAACCGCGACAUUACAUACACGUCUUUUGGCGAGCCAGACGAGGAGCCAAAGACCAUCGAUUUUCUCUUUGUCCAGAGACCACCAACCCUCAUACUAAGGCUGUUUGGAAUUCUGCCAAAUAAAUUUGACGAUGGUAUCUUCCUGUCUGACCACCGACCUAUUUUUGUGGAUAUGGAGGUGUGA